AUGUAAUAUUAAUUGUGCGUUACGAACUUUAAUUGUAGGAAACUGCAGUAAAUAUUGCACACUCCUGUCGCCUUCUGGAUCAAGAAAUGGAUAAAAUAACGCUAAAUGCUUCAUCAAAAGUAGGUUCACCUUCUGGGUAUAUAUAAUUUACAGUGUGUUUAUUCUUUCCGUUCCCAUUGUGGAUGGACGAAUUUCGUACCUAGGGAAGGGGAGAGAAGAAGUAAGAAUUAAAGAGGGAGUAGUUAGCUAUCCCAAAAAUCCUGAUGCCCCUAUCCCCCCCCCCAUCCCCUUUUGUAUCCAUCCCUGUUCAUCUUUACUGCGUUCGAUAGCAGACUUUAAUGUAUUUAUGUGCUUAUUAUUAUUUGGGCCCUAUCGGUCUUGUUCCUGGAAGAUGAUCUUUUUCAUAGCUGUUAGUGUUCUUAGGCUUAGACAGCUUUCCGAUGCAAAACAUCCGACGGUCAUGUGUUAUUUAUUCUUCAAGGAAUCCUGUGCCGAACAAAUCAGAGCUUGGUUGGAAAGAAUGAAUGAUAAAUCAACUGAAGGAAAUGGUCAAUUACAACAAAUCCAACAAACUAAAUAUGGUUUAAUUAUCGAUGGGCAAACAUUACAAUAUGCUUUGGAAUAUCCGCUUGCUUUGAAAUUUCUUCUCUUAGCUAAAUCAUGUCAGGUUGUUGUUUGUUGCCGAGCUGCUCCUGUUCAGAAGGUUAGUACAAGAUGAGCCGGCUACGGUCAAGAGAUUGGGAGAUAGUAAUGAUGGGAAAGGCCAAACAAUGGAUAUAACGGGGAGAUCUUCGCUAAUUUUUCCUUACAGUCCUCUGUUACCACCCACUUGCUUUGCCAUUGUUGCCUAUUUUUGGCCGUGGCUCCCAAAAAGUUGCCUGUGGACGAAGUUAGGUUGUACUUAGAAUGAAAGCUAUCAAUAUUAUGGUUUACUACACUGUGUUGUUCACAGAAACUAUUCUAAUACGAGUGUAUCACUACAUUGUCCUUUCGUCUAUAAAUAUUUGCCCUGUCCUCUUGCAAGAGUCUUGCCAAACAAAUUCCUUAUAGCGUCCAAACUGACAAAAACUUUUCCAGGGUAAAUUAUUGAUUCAUUUCAUGUAAAGAGUCAGUGCCAUCCUUCAUUUAUACAACAAGAUGGACAUUUUAGAAAAUACUAAAUUAAGUUCAUUUAUACUACUAUAGAUAGUUCUAUCAUGCAGUAUUAUCCGGACCAUUCUCCCUUUAGAGGAGGUGAUCAGGAAAAAACCUAUGGUGGUCGUGAUGGAAUGAAACUGGAAACACUCUUCUCACAUGCGACUAUCAUUAAUUAAGGCAAUUAGAAUCAGAGCAUACUGAAGGAAUCGAACCCAGAUCACAGCGGUGAAAGCCAUACUCACUAAAUACUACUGUAUAUCACCAACCUUCCAACCCAUUGACUGACAGUGUUCAUGACAAGAGUUUAUAAUGUUUCUGAGACAACCUGUGACCGUUGCUCAUUUAAUCUAUAUACAUUAUCAGGGUAUUAGCUAGCCCAUAUACUGUCCGUUUGACGGACUCUUCCCAGUUGAAGUAGCUAAGGGGCUUUCCCAACUGGGUCUACUGGAGGAUUUUCAUUUUUGUUCUGAUGUGAAAGUGCAUUGCGUUUGAUUUUAUAUUACAGUGGAACCCCGCCUUACGGCCACCCCGUUAAUACGGUCACCUCGAUAAUACGGUCACCUUUUUUUGUCCCGGCGAAACACUAAUACAUUUUAUAAUAAAGUUACCCGGUUAAUACGGCCACCCCGUUAAUACGGCCAACGGCCAUAUUGUAGAGUCCCGAACUAAAGAAAUCACCCCGUUAAUAAGGUCACUCAAAAAAAUAAAUGUGUUUACGGACGGAAAUGCAGUAUAAUUUAAGACACCUUGUGCAGUGAAACACACAAUUCAAGUUGCAUCAUAUUACUAAUUUUUUUAUUUUUAUUAUCAGUCGCGCAAAGGAAAAGAAAGAAUACAAGGUUCUUUAGCGACGUUGUAUUCCCUAACAUUGUUUCCUUAAAAUUAGUGACAACUUUAUCUGAACUUUGUAAUGUUUAGUUAUUAAUUGGUAUUAUGGUGGGGUAUGGUGUUACUGUGAUUUUCGAAUAAACAUAGCUUUAAUGACGUCACAAUUGAAAUUUGGUCUCACCCCGUUAAUACGGCCACCCCGUUAAUACGGCCAUAUUAUUUCGGCCCGUUGGUGACCGUAUUAACGGGGUUCCACUGUAUUAUAUCAAAGAACGUUUUAUUUACUUUUUUCCAUUAACUAUUUUCUCAAAAUGUAUCGCGUUUCAUUCAUAUUGGGUGUGUAUUCACUGAAAUGAAAUGUACAAAACAAAGUGUAAUCAGUGUGCAUCCGUGUUUUUCAGUGUUCAUUCACCGGAAAUGAAAUGUACAAAACCAAGCUACCGUUGUUUGCAUCUAAGGAGAAACACGUUGGAAAGAAACACUAUUUAUUCCUACACAAGGACUUUGAUCGGUCAAAAAAACUUUCCCAAUUUACGUUUAACGGACAAAACUUUUUUUUCGGGCUAACACCCUGACAUUAUAUACUUUGAAUUCUUCCACCACAUUGUAACGUAUUGUUACCAAUUUCUAAGGCGUCCGUGGUCCGUCUAGUACGGGAAGAACUUGGUGUGAUGACGUUAGCUAUAGGUGAUGGUGCUAAUGAUGUUAGUAUGAUUCAAGUUGCUGAUAUUGGAGUGGGUAUCAGUGGUCAGGAGGGAAUGCAAGCUGUACAAGCAAGUGAUUUUGCAAUAGGAAGAUUUCGUUUCUUAGUUCGCUUAUUACUUGUACAUGGACAUUGGUGUUAUGAUCGUAUUUCCAAGUUGAUACUUUACUUCUUUUAUAAAAAUAUGGUAAGAUUUUGGAUUAGAAGUUACGAGGCUAAAGUUUUCAUAUAAUGUAAAUAUUGAACAAUGUGUUGUUUUGCUUAAAACGGUUAAGAAAUAAAGUUCCUUAUCUUUUCAUAAACAAUUUUUCAGAGGUUCCCCGCAUAACCUGUGACAUAUACGUACACUAGACGAAGUUUCCACACAAAACAACAAAAUUGGUGGCAUAACUAAUACUGUGUAUUUGACAUGCCAAGACGGAUCUUACUGUGCUGACACGACCAAGAUUAUGAAGCGAACUAAUGUCUUGUAAAAUGGUUAUGAACGUAGGAUGGGGCUUUUAAUGUGGAUGUCUGGAUGAAUAACUAAUAAUUAGGGCAGUAAUAAGUCAACAGAGCGCGUAAUUAUUGCAUACGGUAGAGCCUAAUGAGUUGUUGUAUGUAUUUGUACCAGCGUAUAGGUAGUGACAAAAACACCAAAAAAUUGAGAUGGAUAGGGAUUCAUCUACCCAUAGGUAGCUCAACAAUCAGUGGUAUUAAUUAAUUUCUGUUGAAUAAAGUCAUACUACUACUCACUCCCCCGACUGCAUUGUUUACGCGCAGUCAGAUCAUGUAUGUAUCUGACCGCGCGUAAACAAUGCAGUCGGGGACUGAAUAGUAGAAUGAUUUUAUUCAACAGAAAUUAAUUUUAAAUACCACUGAUUGUUGGGCUACCUAUGAUCUACCUGAAAAAUACAAUUAAAACUAUCAUGAAGGUCCUUCGCUCGAAACGUGGAAGUUUUACUUGUAGUCUCAGGUAUUUGAUUCCCUUUCCAUCUCAAUUUUGUGGUGCAUCAAUUGAUGCUUAUUGUUGCCGCGUAAAUGCCCCUGUGAAUCCUAAUAACAUUUGAAAAUGAUGAUUUUUUUGUGUUUCAUAGAUGUUCGUGAUGGUGUUGUUCUGGUUUCAGUUAUAUAACGGUUUUUCAGGUUCAAACGCAAUCAAUGAUUUGAACUUGGUAUUCUUUAAUCUGAUUUUUACUGCUUUACCGCCAAUAAUAUCAGGAAUUUGGGAUCAAGAUGUGUCCUGUGAAACUCUUCUCAAGAAACCAUAUCUUUACAAACAGGGCCAAGAAAGUGAGGUAUGAGCCCAGUCACAGAUUUAUAUAUCUGUGGCACAGAGUAGAUACAUAUACAGAGUUGUAACUAGUGUACCCACUUUUUUGUGCGCAUGCUCGGCAAAUUACUAGGUGCAUGCAUCUGAUUGGAUGGCGGCUCGCUUUAAAACUUACGCGCAGUUGAUCAUUUUUUGCCUGGUCGCCUGAAAAAAGUGUGUACAUGAAAACGUAAGCUUCCGCAGUGUUUACAACGGUCAGUUACAGCUCUGUAUAUGUAUUUACUCUGUGUCUGUGGCCCAGUAUAUAACUACUGGAACAAACAUUCAUGUUCGCUGUCAACGUCAUCUGACGACAUCGUCAACUGAAAACUUUCGUCAAAACCUGAAAUCGGCCCGAUUAAUCUUUGUGUGUAAACGUAGCUUAAGGGGUUGAGGGGCAGGCAGCGAAAAAAUUAGGGAGUUCGCUGCCCGCACCUCAACCCCAACCCUUAAAACCAUCAGCUACGCAGGCUCUGUUGCAAUAGGAAGAUUUAGGAAUAGAUAGCUUUCGAUUUGACUAUGCGAGUGCGGCUACGAGUAUAAGAUUCAUAAUUUCCGCGUGAGUUACGCUGUAUUUUUCUGUUCUCGUUAAUCUCUAGUUAUGGAGCUUUAGAUUUGAUUAUCGUUAAUACAUGCACCUUGUUAAUGUUUCUCACAUUUUUUGUAGCUUUAUUCCAGAAAAUUGUUUUGUAUAACGAUGGCCGAUGGUAUAUUCCAAAGUCUUGUAAUAUUCUUCUCAGCUUUUUUGGUAUGUUGUAUGGAUGAUAAGAGGGGGGAAUGAACGCUAACAGGGAUUUUUCUAUGCUAUGCAGGAUUUUCCACCAGGGGGCAGUAAUACCUUUAUGUAUACACAUUCCCAAAUGUAACGAACCAAUAUAAUACUAUUUGGCGAACUAUAUAACUCAUCAUGUGGUUGGAAACAUGUAACGUAAGAUGUGUUGUUAUUUUUUUAUUCUCAGGUUUACUACGGUACUCAGACUGGUCUAUUUACAGUCGGAAUAACACUUCAUCAAUGUGCAGUUAUUGUCGCCUCUCUUCAGAUUGCAAUUGAGACAAAUUAUUGGGUAUGAAUAUUAUCUUAACCCUUUUACACGAAAUACGUUAAAGGACAGAAAUAAACGAUGAGUAGGAUAUGUUUUAAGAAUUGGAAGUUUGGUAAGAAAUAGCAUAGAAGGAAGAUAUAAAGGUAAAAGGCAGGGACGUACCUUGCAGGAAGAAGGUAAAAAUGGGGUGUCACCUCCCCCCCCCCCCCCCCCCCCCCCCACACACACACACACUUGAAAUGGCCAAAAAGUCAUCAUCUAUCAAGAGGUGAAGAUAGAUCGCAAGACUGAAUGAGAUAGCGGAUAUCUGAUUCAUAAAUUAUAUAGAGAACCUGCCUUCUUACAGCAGAGAACUAAUAACUGACGAUGUUUUAAUACAUUAUUUUAACAAAUUUCUCUAUUUUUUAUAUUAUUUAGACAAUCAUUCAUGGCGUGGUUCUUGGUCUCAGUGUAUUGCUAUCAUUCUUGUGGUGUAUUGUCUAUAGUGUUUUCUCACCUACCCUGCCAGAUUAUUAUGUUGCUAUAGUGACAAUGGGUACAGCAGAUUUUUGGAUGCUGUGUAUUUUGACAGCAUUUGUGUCCAUGUUGCCAAGGUCAGUUUUAUUAUCAAAUUCCUUUGCAAUCUUUUUGUCGUUAUGAUUACAAUCGUAGGAAUGGAAGUGUUCCUAAAAUAUUUUAUCAAUUAAUUUGCUCACACAAACCAAUUCAUUUGAGACGUUGGACCAAUACCCGCAACGGCGCAAGUCUGCGCGACUUCCUGUAAUUGAUAAUUUCUUCUCACUUCCUGUCUAUGAUUCGUCAAUUGCACCAAAGCUGAUUGGUGUAUUCAAAAGGCUUUUCAAUUAUACGAAAAGUUAUCAAACUUUCAAAUAACUCGGCAAAUGAAUUGGUUCGUGUUAGCAAUUGAAUUGGUAGAAUAUUUUAGGAACACUUCCAUUGCUACGACUGUAAGUUUUAAGACAGUUUAAUAUUAGUCCAGACAACUGUUUAAACACCAUUUUCAAUUGCGGAUUAUUUCCCACGCUUCAAAGCCAUUCAAAACUAGGCCGAUCUCAGGCAAUUUGUCUAUAUAUUAAGCACUCACUCUUCAGCCAGCCGAGGGGAGAUCAUAUAGACAAGCCCUUGCCCUUAUUCUUUUUGCUAAACAUGCCCUUAUUCUUAUUGCUAAACAUAACUUCAUAUUGACGCAAAAAGUCACGCUCUGUCUGCUUACGGCGGCUGUGCCUCUAGCAACUAUAAAAUAUGACCAAGUUCCUAAAGUAUCUUCUCUGCACUAAUGUUAUAGGUUCCUGGUUAGAACUCUACAGCAAUCAUUGUGGCCAACUGAAAUUCAGAAAGCUCGCGUAACAGCCUCAGAUCCUGCAGUAUCACUUAUUGCUUAUGAACCAAGGACUAGAAAGUUUUCACUUGAAAAUAAUAUACAUCCUCAAACGUCUGGAAUUACUGUAUAGGUACGUUCGUCUACAACAAUUAAUUAAUGCAUUCGACGCCAGCGGCGGCGGAACAGAUUUCAUUCUGGGGGGGGGGCUAAAUUUUUUUCCUGUGACCCCCCAACGCCCCCCCCCCCCGUCGCCAAAAAAUUUUCGGUCAGUGUACCAUUUUAGGGGUACAAAAAUUUUUCCGGACAUAUACAAGAAAAGGGAUGAAAAAAAUUUUUCCGGACAUAUAACAAAAUUUUUUUCCGGAAAUACACAAUUUUUAAACAAAAUAUUGCAAAUUUUUCCCCUUAUACCUAAAUUUUCAAAAAAUAACCUCAAUUUUUCCUUAAUUAUCAACAUUUUUCCACAAAAAACUAAAUUUUCUGGGGGGGGCUAACCCACUUUUACUUCUGGGGGGGGCUAAGCCCCCCCCCCCACUUUUACUGUAGCCCUCCUAGCCCCCCCGGUUCCGCCGCCCCUGUUCGACGCCAUCUUGGUUGAUUUUUAAAACAUAAAAAAAUUUUAUUCCUGGUCGUAUCGAGUCAGAGAUUGAUACCAACAAUACGAUAAGCUGUUGUUAAAACAAACCAAUAAAUACAAAAUUAACUACUUCGCCAUAACGGGUAAAGUAAACUUUAGAAUCAACGUCAUAUGGAAACGAAGAAUUUCUUUACAACCCGUGCAGGAUGAUGAUCAUGGGCUGUAAAAAAGCAAUCUUACGACAUAGUGGACUACAAGGAUAUAGUUUUAUUGAUCCUAUUUAUCCAAUUAUUUGAUGUCUAUUGUUUUUUGGUUUGUUUUAACAACAACUUGUCGUAUUAUUAGUAGCUUUACGAUCUCUGACUCGAUACGACCAGGAAUGAAAUCCACCAAGAUGAUCAUGAUUGCCGUCUUCUAUAGGUUUUUUCGUCUUCCAUACAAUAGGUAGUUGUGAAAUUUGUGAGUAUUUGAUAAGCUUUGCACACAAUCAAAUUUUCAGAUAUUUCAGUUCGAUGAGUUAAGAGCCAGCAAGGUGGGAAGCUUACCCGUAAAUCGAGAAGACCCCAUAUGCGUCUGAAUAUUUGAUCUCCCUCAUUGAUGUGAUAUUAAUGGUUCGCCGACGCCCUCAUUGAUGUGAUAUUAAUGGAUUCGCCCUCAUUGAUGUGAUAUUAAUGGUUCGCCCUCAUGGAUGUGAGAAUAUUAAUGAGGUCGCCCGCAUUAAUGUGAAUAUUAAUAAGGUCGCCCCCAUAUAUUUGAAUAUUUAUGGUCGCCGUUAUAUCUGAAUAUUAAUGUUUCACCUUAUAUAUCUCAAUAUUAAUGAUUAUCUGAAUAUUAAUGAAUCGCCCACAUUACUGUGAAUAUUAAUAAGUUCGCCCUCAUAAUUUGAAUAUUAAUGAGACACACAAAAUAUAUGUAUUGUGUAUUCAACGCGCGCGUUAGCCCGCAAAUUGCAGGCUUCAACACUGAGCUAUAUAUUUCAUACGUAAUUCUAAUACAUAACUUCAAUAAGACCCGGAAUUGGGUCCCUGUGAUCGAAAAUGGGUUGGAAACUCAGUAAUAUAAUAAGCUUAAGCAUGCAAGCAGUGGCGGAAGCUUUGCGAAAUAUUGGGGGAGGGGGGCGAGUGCCAAAGGCACGGGAUUUCUAGGGAGUACAGUGUACAGUAUGGGGGAAUGCUGCUAAAGAAAAUUUUUAGAAUUUGGAUCCUUGAAAUGGCAUUUGCAGCAUUCUUAGAGCACAUUUUGUAAAUUUCAAGUUUUCAAAACAUUAAUUUAAUGGUGCAUUUUGUUAUAAAUUAUAUGCCAAGCAUAAAAAAACGACAUUUCAGAGAAAAUCACUUGUGAAUGGAAUUGCAAGGUGGUUUAACUCUUUCUGACCCUUUCUCGGCAAGUCCCACGCAUGUCAACUUCUAGGAGCUGACGACUUUGUAUGUUUAUAUCUUCGGUUCAGUGCAUGCUAUGAAGACAAUAAUAUGGCAAUCGCCCCCCCCCCUUGCCCCUCCCCCCUUAGUUUCCGCCACUGCAUGCAGGCGACGUCUUUCUCAACACGGACGUCACUCGAAAAUUGGUGUAACUAAUUUUGACGGCAUUUUGCACCAGAGCUCGUAUAAGGAAGCAAAAACACAACCUCACACAAACACAGUUUUUAAUCCAGCCCCCCUCGACACUUUGAAAUCUGACGUCGUGUUAACAAAACGUCCCCAGCGGGCAAAAUGACGUUUAUCCAACGUUGAAUCAACGUUGGAAAUGACCUUCCAGACGUUGGAUAGACGUUGAACAAGGGUUGACUAUGCAAAUUGGAUCGACGUUACUGUUUCGACGUUGAAACAACGUUGAAAUUAGGUUGCCAAUCUCGUCAACCAUAAUUCAACGUUGAAUCCACGUUAAAACAACGUUGAGAUUGGUUCACAAAUCGACGUCGUACAUUUAACCAUGAAUGAACGUUAAUUCAACGUCUGUUGGCUGCUGUUGAACCAAUGUUUGUAAAACAACGUCUGAGCAACGUAGAUAUUAGGUUCUCGACGUCGCAACCUUUUUUCUACCAAAUUUCAACGUUGAAACAACGUCGUGUGCCCGAUGGGUCGCUUGCUUUAAGCUCCCUGAUAUCUAAUAUAUUUACCAUUUGUCAAUCGUCAUUCAUUUCUGCCUUUUGAAUUCUUAAUCCAUGUGAUUAUAUUGUACAUAUAUGUAUCCCUUCGUUCUAAUAAAUGCAAAAAUCCAGCGAUUCUUUUUUACUGCAAUUUAUUCCAUUCACACUACUAUAAUACAGUGGAGGUUAUUAACUACUUAUAAUAAAUAUGUUUAUAAUAAAUAUUCAAAAGUUUUCAACGCAAUGAAAUGUAAUACUCGAGUAUCGCUGUAUCGAAGUGCUUAGACUGUUUGGACAAACCACAUUUCACUUCGUCCCAGUUGAGCAGAAGAUUUCUUGGCCGUUUUCACUUUCCCGUUGUUUCUAAUACUGAGAUAAUUUCCAAUCGAUACCGAUGAAAAUGUAGAGAACAUUUGUUUUGUUUUCUGUUCUGCCCAGGAAAGAGUAUUUGUUCCCGUAUUAUUCGUUUUCUGAAAGAAAAAA
Paramuricea clavata is the source of this 9469-nucleotide messenger RNA. The record is from the annotation of a GenBank genome assembly. Lineage: Eukaryota; Metazoa; Cnidaria; Anthozoa; Malacalcyonacea; Plexauridae.